Arachis ipaensis is the source of this 3457-nucleotide messenger RNA. Lineage: Eukaryota; Viridiplantae; Streptophyta; Magnoliopsida; Fabales; Fabaceae. The record is from RefSeq and is a predicted model, not a curated record.
UCAAUUUAAGAUUCCAAAUACAAAGGUAUGGCUUUUUUGAAUUGGUCCCCGAUUGCCUUUUCUGCCCCCUUUCGAAUUACCCCCACACACACCCGCCCAUCCUCAUCACCGUUAUCAACAACAAUUAAACAAUUUUUGAAUCCCAAUUGACAAUUGUAAAAUAAAUCCUAGUUUUAGAAAAUAAUUAAGGGUUUCUACUCCAUCAUGAUUAUCAUGAACAACAAGUAACGAUUUUUGAGCCCAUCACCCUCCAAAAUCCCAAAAAUGUUCCUAAACAAAUUGAUUAGGGUUCCAAUUUAGGAAAAUUGGGGGAAAAAAAAAAGAAUUAGGGUUUUUUCUGUUCUUAGCCCAAAACCACCUGAAAUACCGUAACAACCACCAAGUGUCGAUUUGGAGGCUGUGGAAAUGGCGACGAGGGGCACGAGAUCCGAGAAGGUUCGGAGAAUUUUCCAGCAAUUCGACGCGAACAGCGACGGUGGUCUCAAUAGGGAGGAAAUGGCUUCGCUUGUUGUGGCAGUGAACCCUAGGGUGAAGUUCAGCGACGAACAGAUCAACGCCAUUCUCGACGAGGUUUUCCGAACCUAUGGCGAUUUCAUUGACGGCGAUAAGGGGCUCACCUACGAGGGCCUCCUCCGAACCUACGACGACGGUGCCGGCGACGUGGACAGGGACUUCGACGCACUCGGCCUCGAGCUCAACCUCGAGGAGGCUGCGGCCGCCGCUAAGGGCUCCUCGGCGGCGGCUGCGUCCGAGGCCUCGUCUUCGUCCAUUGUAGACGAGAGGAUGGCGGUGGAGACGCAGAAGAAGCAACGGACGGCGGCUUGGGCCGUGUCGCCAAACCACGGGAUUGUGUUCGACGACACUUGGAAGAUUGUGGACGAUUUGGAGAUUCUAAUUAAGAGGCUGAGGACGAAGCAGGCAAAAGAUGGAAAAUUGAAAGGGGAGAAUUUUGAUGCGUAUUCAGAUGCCGGUUGGUCCCGGGAAUUGGGGCCUUCCGCAGAGAUUUCGGAGAAAAGGGUGUUUUGGGAAGAAUCAGGACAUGAUUAUGCUGUGUUUUUGAAGGAAUUAGGGGUUUUGAGGGGUAGGGCAGAUGCUGCUAGGUCAAGGGAAGAGGCAUUUGAUGGACACAUGGCGAUUGGGCGAGUUUUGUAUGAGCAUCAGUUGUUCAAGGAGGCUUUGGUGAGUUUCAAGAGGGCUUGUGAGUUGCAGCCUGUGGAUGUGAGGCCACAUUUUAGGGCUGGGAAUUGUUUGUAUGUUCUUGGCAGGUACAGGGAGGCCAAGGAGGAGUACCUGUUGGCUUUGGAGGCAGCUGAGGCAGGCGGGAAUCAGUGGGCCUAUUUGCUACCGCAGAUUUAUGUCAACCUUGGGAUUGCGCUGGAAGGUGAAGGUAUGGUCUUGAGUGCCUGUGAAUAUUAUAGGGAGGCUGCAAUUCUUUGUCCCACUCAUUUUAGAGCAUUGAAGCUACUAGGUAGUGCACUUUUCGGUGUAGGGGAGUAUAGGGCCGCAGUGAAGGCGUUGGAGGAAGCAAUUUUCAUGAAGCCUGAUUAUGCUGAUGCGCAUUGUGACUUGGCUUCGGCUUUGCAUGCCAUGAAUGACGAUGAGAGGGCAAUUGAGGUGUUUCAGAAAGCUAUUGAUUUGAAGCCUGGUCAUGUAGAUGCUCUAUACAAUUUGGGUGGGCUUUAUAUGGAUCUUGGUAGGUUCCAGAGGGCUUCAGAGAUGUACACUCGGGUUUUAGCCGUUUGGCCAAAUCAUUGGCGAGCACAGCUGAAUAAGGCUGUGUCAUUGCUGGGAGCUGGGGAGAAUGAAGAAGCCAAGAAAUCUUUGAAGGAAGCGCUGAAAAUGACGAAUAGGGUUGAGUUGCACGAUGCGAUAGCACAUCUGAAGCAGCUGCAGAAAAAGAAGACAAAAACUAAUGGAGGUUCUUCUGGGGAGUCAACGUAUCUUGAAGUUGAACCAUCCAAAUUCAAGGUUGUUGGAGACAAGACUACUGUGAGGCAGGAAUUAGCAACUGCCUUGCAAAUCAGAGCACUUCAGAGGGUUUCUAGGUUAAAUCGUUGCAGUGUGGAGCUUUUGAAGAAGGAAAUGAGUGAACAUGAUGUGCCAGUGUCGUAUUCAGGCAGUGGUGUUCCAGAAAAGUCCAUUCGGAAGCCAAACUUGGAAGAAAUUCUUCACAGAUUACUUAAUUUUUUAAAGCCCGAGACUUUUCAAGGAGCAGUAAAAGCCAUAAAUGAGAGGAUACUUUCUGUUUUGGAUGAAAGUGGCUCAGGCAGAGUGGAUCUGGGAAUGUUUUUUGCCAUUCUCGCUCCUAUUUGUGGCGGUCCUCCGGAAAGACGCAAAAGGGUUGCCUUUGAUGCUCUUGUUUGGCGUCCCAUGAAUGAAGACGGUGCUAGCGUUAGGAAAGUUGAUGCUACAACAUAUAUCAAGUUGUUAAGGGCUAUUUAUGUUCCUUCACAAGGGGUUAGUGAAUUAAUGGAAGUUCAUGGAGAAUCGGAUACUUCAAUGGUGUCUUUCUCCGAGUUUCUUGUUAUGUUUGAUGAUCCAGAUUGGGGGUUUGGCAUCAUGCCUACUCUGGUGAAGCUUGAAGCAGGGGAUAGAAAUCGACAUGGCAACAGCGUGUGUGCUGUUUGUCGCUACCCAAUUAUCGGUUCCCGGUUCAAGGAGAUAAAAUCUCAUUUUAGUUUGUGUAACCAAUGCUACAGUCAGGGAAAGGUUCCUUCCACGUUUAAGCAGGAAGAAUACAGAUUCAAAGAGUAUGCAAGUGAAUCUGAAGCUAUGAAAGAUAAGUUGCUACCCAUGGUUCUGAAAACCGGACUAGACCGGCUGGUCACCGGUCUGACCGGGAACCGGAAGUCUGCAGUUUGGUCCAUCAGGAGAUACUGCCAUUUCGAAAACCGCAUGAAAACUGUUGAACCGGCCAGUUGGACUGAACCGGGACCCGGCUGGUUUAAUGAAAUGUCGCCGUUUUAUGUUUCGUUUAAAACCAAAAAGCAAUCUGAUCCCUUCCUUGUUCCAGCAGCCCAGUCCCUUUCUCCUUUUCUUUCCUUCACAAUUCAGAACCUUGCACUGCCCUCAACCAAAAGAAACCCUAGCCAUGUAGCCUCCACCACCACCGCCAUCCGUUGCGCACUCAGGAGCUUCCCUCUUAGUGCUUUUGGCGUGCUCCAAGUCUUCGACCUUUGAUCGCUCUCACUGAUCGCAGCUUCUUCCUCGAGGUCAGCUCGGCGUUCGUCGUCUUCCGUCUGCUAAGCCGCGUUCUUCGUCUUCGUCUUCGUCCUUUUAAUCUCUUUGAUAUGUUCUACCCUAAUAGAGCCUUAAUUUGACUAAUUUGCUUGUGUAUGAUUAAACCUUGUUACUUUAUGAAAGAAUGAACUACUUGACAUUCUGGAGCCUUAAUUUUCUUGUACCAGAGACAAUUUUUGAUGUAUACCCAAUAUAAUUUGCUUUGCUUUUGUGAUUU